CGUGAACAUCUAAAGGUGUCAACAGAACACUCAAAUCUACAACCACACCAUAGAUACAGCUACCAAAGCACAUCGUCUGUACAGGCUCAAAAACGUAAAGCGACAUCGCACAAUGGCCACUGCCAGGUCCCGAUCGCCGUCUGGGUUUCCCGAUGCAACACCCAUAAACCUGGGUCGGUUGCUGUCAAGGCUGGAGCAUACUGUUCUUGUCGAGCCUUCGCCACAGCUUAGGAAGUCACCUUACGAGCGCGCGCGUGUCAGUGCUAAUAUUGAACAUGCACGCACUCUCCUUCUCAACCUUGAGCACUCGGCCUCCUCGCUACCCUCUAAGUCGAAGAAGUCGGCGCUGCAAGCGGAUCUGCAGCAGAAACGUGAGAUCAUAAAGCAGUUGAACCAGCGGAUAUAUGAACUCAAUCAGCUAGAUGACACAGAGUCAGAGGAUUCUGUGGAUUCCGACGCAGACGAGGACCAAUUCCCCUCGUAUGCGCCGAGGAUACAGGCGAACGAGGGGCUCGACAUUACGUCGAAGGACGGAGAGAGCAACGAGGCACUUCAGAAUGCUGCAAGAAAUUUGACUUCGCAGAUUCGGCGGAGAGGACAAGCAGUAGAAGCAGAAGGAACGCAGACAGCGUCGGGAACCUCCCUGCAUCCAGCCAAGGCGACUACAACGACGAGCAAUACUUCGCUAGCAAAUGCGGAAGCGCUGCUGUCGCAUGAUCGCAAUGAGCAAGAGAACUUGACGGAAAGUCUCUUUCAAAUGGCAAAGCAGCUCAAAGCACAGUCGAUACAUUUCAGUAAUACCCUCGAGGGCGACAAAGGCAUUGUGGACCGAGCAAUAUCAGGCCUGGAUAAAAAUCAAAUCAACAUGGAUGCCGCCAGCCAAAGAAUGGGUACACUUAGGCGCAUGACUGAAGGCAAGGGCUGGUGGGAUCGUAUGAAGCUCUAUGCAAUGAUCGGCGGGCUUUGGCUGCUGGCUUUUGUCAUCGUCUUCGUCGGGCCCAAGAUACGGUUCUGAUGUUGCCGCUACACAGCCCUGGCGAGGCGUUUCUGCGACAAGAUUGUUCCCCAACGCAUCCCGUUCAGCCAAUAUCAACAUUCCCAGUUACGGUGCAUCCGACGCAUGCACGGCCUCGUGGCCUUACCCAGUGCAGGUGCGCGAUCGUGAAUUGAUCGCGAACCCCGGCGAUCUGGGCCCUGCGCAAGCUUGUUUGCUUUGAGCCGCUUUAGCGCCGAGCCGAGCGUUGUGCUGCCAUUGCUCAGGAACAGCAACACAUCCUCACACCAUCUACUUAUACACCUUGUGCUAC
This is a messenger RNA of Boeremia exigua, 1307 nucleotides long. RefSeq lists its product as uncharacterized. The coding region runs from base 113 to 1015 and encodes 300 amino acids. The transcript is spliced from 2 exons. NCBI's taxonomy places the organism in Eukaryota, Fungi, Ascomycota, Dothideomycetes, Pleosporales, Didymellaceae. Gene Ontology annotation, biological process: retrograde vesicle-mediated transport, Golgi to endoplasmic reticulum. Gene Ontology annotation, cellular component: SNARE complex; endoplasmic reticulum. The record is from RefSeq and is a predicted model, not a curated record. Gene Ontology annotation, molecular function: SNAP receptor activity.